CUCCUCUCUCUCUCUCUCUGUCUUUCCCUUUUCUUUCAGGGAGAGCUGAUAUCUCUGGCGGUUUGCCGCAUGGAAGUCGCCCAGGCAAGGCAGAAUAUCAUCUGUCUGAUCCGGUCUCCUUCUCUCUCCAGUUGCCGACCACUGCACGAGCAGACACAACAUCACACUCACAUUUCCCUCGGAUUCAACGGGAUAUAACGGCAUUCAUCCGCUGCACGACUGGCAGGAGAGUCUGAAUCUCGGCUUCAUUCCUGCAGUGGGGGGGGGGAAUAUUUCUUACUCAGAUGUAACAAAAAAACAACACCAAAAAAAGACGUACGGGAUCGUCAAGUGCGCAAAAGCCGCAGCUUGAAACAUUACGCACGUUUAAUUCUAUUCUAUCUCUGUCUACAUUUUCCAUAUUCUCAUCGUCCCCUGUACGGACGAACCGGGGACCGGAGGUGGGGGGGGGACUUCCACGGUAUGGAGUCCUGAUUUUACCAAGCGACCCACAGGGAGCGAUGAAACUGAGAAAAUCCGUCGCCGUGGUGGAAUAUUAAUAACCUACUCCUAACAAUAAUCCAGGGGAUGUUGCACCAGAGUUUGGGACUCUAGAGAGCAUUCCAACUUUUUUUGGUCUCCGUUUGUAGUCUCUUUCCCCCUCCUCAUCUCCGCCUGUGGGACUUCUAUUUUCGUGACUGAUUUGCAGUAGCCUACUCCACUUCUCUAUCAUGGACCGGUCGACGGCUUUGGAUAUAGAAGCGCUCAAGAUGACCCAGGAGCAGUAUAUCCUUGCAGCGCAGCCCAACCCACUCCACCAGAGGGGGGCGUCAGUUUGCGGUGCCCAGGUUUACCCAGCAGUGGGAAUCUACGGCUGGAGGAAGAGAUGCUUGUACUUCUUCAUCCUACUCCUCCUCGUCACCAUGAUCGUCAACCUGGCACUGACCAUCUGGAUACUCAAAGUCAUGAACUUCACUCCGGAUGGCAUGGGGAAUCUGCGGGUGACCAAAGAAGGUGUCAGAUUGGAGGGAGUGUCCGAAUUCCUAUUGCCUUUAUACGUCAAAGAGAUCGAGUCUCGUAGGGACAGUCCAUUGAUCCUCCAGUCCGACAGAAAUGUCACUGUCAAUGCUAGGAAUGAUCAGGGACAACUGACCGGUCAGCUAACCGUGGGUUCAGAAAUGGUAGAGGCCCAGUGUCAGAGGUUUGAGGUGAGGAGUACAGAUGGAGAGAGAGUUCUGUUCUCUGCAGAUGAAGAGGAGAUCAGCAUCGGCACCGAGAAACUUAGAGUCACAGGGAAUGAAGGCGUGGUGUUCAGCCAUUCCGUAGAGACAUCACAUGUACGGGCAGAACCCUUCCAGGACCUAAAGCUGGAGUCCCCGACUCGAACCCUGACCCUGGAGGCCCCCAGAGGGGUGGAGGUCAAUGCUGGAGUGGGAGACUUUACAGCAUCCUGUAGGAAAGACCUCCUGUUGCAGUCUUCAGAAGGAGAGAUCUUUCUAGACGCCAACACCAUCAGGCUGGGCAACAUUCCCCUCGGCAGUGCUGUGGACCCCCUGGAGGGGGCACCAGCCGGUACCACCUACACCAAACAGACUGUGUACGAGCUUUGUUCCUGCGCUAACGGCAAGCUCUACCUGUCCCCGGCUGAGAAAGGCUCUACCUGCCAAACCACCAGUAACUUUUGCCUCUGGAGCUGAAAGUGGGAGGUUGACAGACACCCGGGACAUAUGGACUAUUAGAGUUUGAAGCUAAAGCUAGCCAACAGACUGAAUCAACGUGGAUUAUGGCUUGGUGGGAAGCUAAUGCCAGCUAACAGACCGAAUCAAUAUGGAUUGUAGCAUGGUGAGAAGUUCAUGUCCGUUAACCAAUCGACUCAUAUGGAUUACAGCUCGGCAGGAAGCUAAUUCUUGCUAACAGACCAAUCGACGUGGACUGUGGCUUGGUGUGAAGCCAGCUAAAGGACUGACUCAACCUGGACUAGAGAUUGGUGAGAAGCUAUUGCCAGCUCAUUGACCAAAUAAUAUGGAUUGGUCAGUAGCUAAUGUUGGUCAGGAGGAUGGAUGACUUGGUGGGAAGGAAAAGCCAACAAGGUUAGCUGGAGGGUUUGAUGCUAUGACUGCUCAUGAACACGGAAGAACAGUCUCCCUCUGAGGCUCCCAUUGGCUGUCUUUGCCAUCGUUUAAUUGCUGCCAUGAUGGUUUCUGAAAGUCACAAGGAUUAUAUUUGGGGGUUUCCUGAGAACAACAAACUCUCUUACAAUAAAAAGUGAGUUGUGCGUUCACUGUAUGACCAAAACGUCCUGGAAAACACGCCCCCUUGCUUUUGUUAGGAUAAACAGAUAUGAUGAUGGACUGCAAACUCGCUGGCAGGGACACGGACAAGGACUCCGGGUUAACCUUUCAGUUGGCUAACAGACAUCAGUGUGGACCUUGGUUUAGCCCUGCGGGUAACUAACAAGUAAAUCAGACAAUGGUUUAGUCUAGUGGGAAGCUAAGGCUAGCUAACGGACCAAUCUAUACCAGAAAGGCCUUCCCCCUCUCCCCCCUCUAGUCCUUUAACCCAAACGUUGACGUGUGACCCUUCGACAUAAAUCUACACCUGGUAGUGAAAAUGCUCUCCAACCCCAGUUUUCAUAGGAUAACUAAUGCAAAUAAAUGUGCUUCAAUCUUGCAUUCACCAGCUUUUUUCCCCAUAUAUUUUUGGCCUUUUUGUUUUUUUAUCU
Messenger RNA from Dicentrarchus labrax (European seabass), 2701 nucleotides. Its product is annotated as zeta-sarcoglycan. NCBI's taxonomy places the organism in Eukaryota, Metazoa, Chordata, Actinopteri, Moronidae. Gene Ontology annotation, biological process: heart contraction; cardiac muscle tissue development. The transcript is spliced from 8 exons. Gene Ontology annotation, cellular component: sarcoglycan complex; sarcolemma. Bases 711 to 1676 code for a protein of 321 amino acids. The record is from RefSeq and is a predicted model, not a curated record.